Molecule: messenger RNA, 897 nt
Organism: Trachymyrmex septentrionalis
Lineage: Eukaryota; Metazoa; Arthropoda; Insecta; Hymenoptera; Formicidae
Product: histone-lysine N-methyltransferase SETMAR-like
Exons: 3
Coding region: 1-897 (298 amino acids)
Molecular function (GO): nucleic acid binding
Source: RefSeq, a predicted model, not a curated record
AUGUCAGAACCAAAUAUUGAAGGUGCGGUUUUUAGACCUUCAACUUUAGGGAUUUAUCUAUUAAAAAAAGUAGCAAAAAAGUUUCCACAGACAAGGUUAUUAGAAGUUCCUCUAAAAAAGUUGGUUCUGUUGAGAAUAGAGGUGACGGAUCGAUGGGAAAAGGAAUACUACAGUCGUUUGAAUGACGCUACUUUCGCCUUCGUAAAAAAAAACUUCGUGGAAAAACAGGAAUAUCGCAUCUUGAUCAAACAUUGUUUUUUGAUGGGAAAAACUUCUGAACAAUCAUUGCAAUGGUUGCAGAAAUGUUAUCCCACAUCUGCUCCUUCGAGAACAACAGUUUAUCGGUGGUUUAGUGAAUUUAAAAUGGGUCGUACAAGCACCGAAGACGCACCUCGUUCUGGAAGGCCAAAAGAGGCUACGAAUGCGGAAAUCGUAAAGCAAGUGCAUCGAAUCGUUUUGAGUGAUCGUAAAGUGAAGUUGCGCGAGUUAGCUGAGGUCGUGGGCAUCUCAAAAGAACGGGCGGGAUACAUUUUGCACGAUCUUUUGGAGAUGAAAAAGCUAUCGGCGCGAUGGGUGCCGCGUUUGCUGACCGUCGACCAAAAACAGCAGCGCGUUGAUGAUUCAACGGCCGCGAUGGCCAAAUUGGACCAAUUACGAUUCGAAUUGGUUGCUCACCCACCAUAUUCUCCAGACUUGGUCCCCAGCGACUAUUAUCUGUUCCCAAAUCUCAAGCGGUGGCUCCAGGGAAAGAGAUUCAGAUCGAAUGAGGAAGUCAUCGCGGAAACCGAGGCGUAUUUCGAAGGCUUGGAUGUUUCGUACUACAGAAAGAGUAUCGAAAUGUUGGAAAAUCGCUAUACCAAGUGUAUCGCCCUUGAAGGCAAUUAUGUUGAGGAAUAA